UGCCGUUUUAAAGUAGUGAUCUAUGUAUGGCGACUGGCAGUAAACUUUAAAUUACAAUUAGGUUAUUUUAAAAAUAUGCUAUCAAAAAUGUGAUAGAUUUCACUAUGACGGCAAAAAGGAAAAUAUUCAAUGAUGUCUUUGUGAUUAAUACGGUUAAAACCGGACAGUGAGAGGCACACUGAACUUCAAUAUAAAGCUAAAGAGAUUCCGAUUGAUAAGGUCUACGAUCCGUCGGCAUCAGCUCAGAUCCAAACUCAUGGAUACUUUCGGCUCGAAAAUCAAAACCGUUUCAAUUGGCUAGGAGGCUCCGUGGACGAUUACAAUGAUGGGUUUGCGAAUGUUGUCCAUACGAUAGUUUACAAGUGUUUUGGAACCAUUCGUACACCCAACUCUCAAACCCGUGGAUGAAUGUCGUCGAAUCGUUUUAUGCGUACGUAUUAAGCUAGAUAUAAAAUAUAUUAAUACUUUAGUAUCACAGUUUCGAGUUCUUUGGACAUAUCGCCAGAAAGAGAGGUGACAAUCUGGAAAAGCUGCUGGUAACAGGCAAGGUAUGCUGGAGAAGGCACAGAGGCAGAAACCCAAUGUGCUGGUCGGACCAAAUACGCUCCACUCUCAAUACCUCAGUCCACGUUGCUACCCCAACAGCCGAGGGCAGGCAGGAAUGGCGCAAGAUAAUGCAAGUUAUUAGAGGAGGCCACGACCCUCAGCACUGAGGAUUAUCGACGCAAGGAGGAGGAUCACAAUACGACAUAAGAGAGGAAGCCACUCCUCUCAUCAAACAACGAAUGAAACCAUCAUAUGAGAGAUUACCACUCAUUUUUCGAUGUGGCCAUGGCGUUCUUUAUAAAAAACAAAAUGUUUGGUUUAACAAUAACUUUGAACACUUUAUCAUGGGCUGGAUUAAUAAUGCGAGAUCAAUACACGAAGACUCAAAGGAUCAUCGUCAGAGUGUAUGCAUGGCUGGUUUUCCUAUAUCUAUUUGUUGCUGCAGCUUGCGUACAAAUCGCGGACAUUAUUGACAUCUGGGGUGACAUUAAUCUCAUGGCGGAAACAGCUUUGCUUCUCUUUAUGGAAUUCGCAGUGAUUUCUAAGAUUUUAACCUUGUUAUUGAGAUACGAUAGAAUAAUGGAGAUCAUCAAUGGAACUGAAGAAAUAUUGUAUUUUGAAAACGGAUUGGAAGGCCAAAGGAUUAUCGCAAGUGUCGAUAAAGAGACGACCCGGUUUUUACAGUUCAACAGUGCAUUUGUUGUUUUGUCGACUACUUUCUGGUUCACGGGUGAGCAUAGCAGCACAUUUUUCAUUCGAGCUAAAUACCCGUUUAAUGAACUGAAAUCACCCGGCUAUGAGUUUGCACUUAUACAUCAGUGCAUGAUGAUGGUAUUCACGGGAUAUACUGUGUUCAAUAUUAAUAUCUUCUUCGCGUCGGUGGUCGCAGGCUGCCGUUGUAGACUAAAGCUAGUGGCUUUGUCGAUACGAAAUAUCUGCAUCAAUAUACCGGUGAACAAAAAGAAUCUUAUAACACCGGAAGAAGAAAAAAUCGUUAAAGAAAGGCUUCACUGUGCUAUUUCGCAACAUAAGUGUGCUCUGAACGCAGCGAAGGAUAUUAAGAAUUGUAUAUCCGAAUUUCUUUUGGUGCAAUUCACCGUAUCCAUUAUUAUCAUCUGCACUACUGCAUAUCAAUUGGCUGUGAACAAAGCAAUUGGUAAUAUACAAAAAACAUCAAUGUUUGGGUAUAUCCUUGGAGCGUCACUUGAAGUUUUCUUAUUUUGCUUUCAAGGAGAAUUUCUUCGUAAUGCGGUACGUGAUUGUGAAGAAAUUGCGGAUGCUGCAUAUGAAUGUCCAUGGUACACCCUCACUCAACCUUUGAAAAGGACCCUUUUAAUAAUCAUGAUGCGAGCACAGAGCCCCGUCAUUCUCACGGCGGGGGGUUUCAUUGAUUUGUCCAUCAGAGAAUUUAUGGGAAUACUGAAAGCAUCCUACAGUUUUUUCACGGUUCUCCAACAAGUCAGCGAAUAAGACAAUGCAUAUUAACUAUCUCAAGUUUGUCAAGAUUUUUCUUCUCACAUUACCUAAUUUAAAUAAUUUUAUGCCAUUGUGUGAUCAACACCUAAACCUUUUCUUACACUUUCUGAACACCUUAACUACAAAUUUUAUAAAAAAAUCAUAAUAAAUGGAAAUCGUCUACAAACAACAGACCUUCCAACAUCAUCGUCGAGUGGAAGAGCACGAUCGUUCACCAUCGCCACCUUUUUGGAACAACGAGGCGAAAUGGAUCAUCAUUAUCAUUAAUGGAUCGGGAGGAUCCGUAAUGACGUGCUUAGGGCGACGUCGACUGUUUACCAUUCGGUCUACAGGAUCGGGUAUAUAAUUCCCGGAGGCCACGACAAGAGGGUUUUCAUGUCGUGCCGCCUUUUCGAAGUGGCGCAAUGAUAGCGACUGUAGACAGAGUCAAGCUCCAAGUCAUCAUGGAAAUCCACGUUUCUUAGGAACCAUGGUGCUCCGACGGCUAUUCUGCAAAAACGGGAUUGGAUAACUUGAAGAGGUUUCAAGUUGGUCUGCUGCUUUAAUGUGCUGUCACAUGCGUUGCAAUAAGCAUAUAAAUAAGAAUGAAUAAUAAUACGAGCACAUUCUGGUGUUUUAUAACAAAAACUAGAUGAUGACCGGUUUUUUUUUAUAACGCCAUCUUGUUGUGUCUUUAAAGUUAAGAAAAAUAGUAUUAUUAUUCGCCAAUAGAUGUCGGGAAGAGUUGAUUAUUGAAAACACGAAUAAAACUACAUUUUCUGAAAAUAAAUCGUAGCUAGAUCGAUCUAUCGCCCCCGAAAUCCCCUGUAUACUAAAUUUUAUGAAAAUCGUUGGAGCCGUUUCCGAGAUUCAGAUUAUAAACAUAUAUAUAUUAAUAUGCAAGAAUUGCUCGUUUAAAGAUAUAAGUUAAGAUACAAUAUAAAUUAUCUAUAUCUGGCCAUAGGUACUGUUACAAUUAAAAAUAAAAAAAAAUCUAUUGCAAAUAACAUUUAUUACUUUUACAGUGUGUUAGUUUAAUACAUAAAUAUAAAACAAUUUAAAGUAUAAAAAGCUUAUUCGACGUGGUCUCCAUUGGCUGCAAUACAGUCCUUUAAACGUUGAGGCCAGUUAGAAGAAUAGAAGCACGCAUUCUUUCCAUGGGAAAAUUUAUCCCCAGCUGCAGCGGCAGCAGCUGCCCCUGGUUUACUGACUCAUCUUCGGAUAGUUAUUGUUAUUAUCGUUAUCCUCGGGCCUUUGUUAUCGAACCCACCCCUUGUGGCUGAGCCCAAGUUCUUUUAAUUUAUAUUGACAUUAAGUUUAUGAUGUAACAAUCUUUGAAUAAUUAAAAUAUUUUAAAAAAUUCACUUAAUAAUAAUAUAAUUUAAAUAUUAUUCAACUAAAUAAACACUUUCAAUGUU
This is a messenger RNA of Bombyx mori (domestic silkworm), 3419 nucleotides long. It is a transcript of the gene BmOR-10, whose product is annotated as olfactory receptor-like. Gene Ontology annotation, molecular function: odorant binding; olfactory receptor activity. The transcript is spliced from 10 exons. Bases 799 to 2016 code for a protein of 405 amino acids. Gene Ontology annotation, biological process: detection of chemical stimulus involved in sensory perception of smell; sensory perception of smell. The record is from RefSeq and is a predicted model, not a curated record. Gene Ontology annotation, cellular component: plasma membrane. NCBI's taxonomy places the organism in Eukaryota, Metazoa, Arthropoda, Insecta, Lepidoptera, Bombycidae.